Messenger RNA from Branchiostoma belcheri (Belcher's lancelet), 1921 nucleotides. RefSeq names its product kelch-like protein 13. The record is from RefSeq and is a predicted model, not a curated record. The transcript has 8 exons. Bases 1 to 1734 code for a protein of 577 amino acids. Gene Ontology annotation, molecular function: protein binding. Lineage: Eukaryota; Metazoa; Chordata; Leptocardii; Amphioxiformes; Branchiostomatidae.
AUGGCGACGUCUGCAGACGACAGCGGGAGGAAAGUCGUGCGACACGAGGCACACAGUGCGGAGAUGUUGGGCGGUUUCCACAAGAUGCGACAGAGCAAGACGCUGUGUGACGUCACGCUGUGGGCUGAGGUCAGUGAGAAGCCGUUCGCCGUACACAAGACUGUGUUGGCCUCUACUAGCGAGUACUUCUCCGUCAUGUUCACAUGCGGGAUGAGGGAGAUAGAUCAAGAUGACAUCUACCUACACGGAAUCACUCUGGCCGGGUUGUCCACCGUUUUAGAUUUUGUCUACACAUCCGAACUCCCCGUCUCCAUGGAAACCAUCCAAGAUGUCGUCUGCGCCGCAUCCCAUCUUCAAAUCUCGUCAGCUCUCGCGCUGUGCGAGACUUUUCUGAGAGACGAGAUCUCAUUGGACAACUGUUUAUACGUCAUGAACCUGUGUAACACCUUCGGACUGAAGCAGCUGGCAAAGGAGGCGACGGACUUUGUGGCAAAAAUGUUUCAAGAUUUGGUGCAGAAGAAGAGUGACCAAAUCUUGGACCUUACGUGGGAGGAAUUUCUGCCGAUCCUGCAAAACAACAAAUUGAACGCCAGUGAGCUGCAGAUAUUCCAGACGGUAGUGCAGUGGGUUGAGUACGAGCGUGAAGUCCGUGUGUACGAGGCGAAGUUUCUACUGGAGGCCGUCCGUUUCCCGCUGAUGACGUGGGAAGAGCUACAUAACGAGGUGCUCACUACGCCCUUCGUACUGAGGGACAAGGAGGCACAUAAUAGAGUCGCUACAGGUUUCAGUUACCACAGCACGCCGCUGAUGCACCACCUGUGUCAGAGUCCGGACUCGCAGGUCCGGGCGGACACCGAGUCGCUGGUCAUCAUGGGCGGCUGGAUGGACGAGGGAAGGACCGCAGAGGUGCUGUUCCUCAACGACACGCUAGAGGUCCCUGACUGGGCUCGCCUCGCCAACAUGCCAGUUGCUAGGGCGUGGCACACCGUGGUGAUGAUGGACAACUUUGUGUACGUGCUGGGCGGGUUCGCUAAAGGCGUGCUGUGCGCCUCCGGGCUCCGCUACGAUCCCAGGUUCAACAGCUGGAUGAAAAUAGCAGACAUGUGGGAGAAAAGGUUCUUUCCAGGCGUGACUUGGGAAGGUAAGAUCCUGGCUCUGGCAGGCAGCGGACUGGGGAAAGACACCGCUGAGGUGGAGACUUACACACCCGACGAGGACAGGUGGAAUCCCGGCACACCUCUCCCCAGGGCGACACACGGACACGCCGCAGUCGUCUUCCACAAUAAGAUUUACAUCUCAGGUGGCCGGAGCAGUGAAACACCAAACCUGGCCGCUCUAACGGACCUGUACACGUACGAUCCUGAUAGCAACACCGUCGUUCACAAGCGUCACAUGAAGCACCGCAGGAAGGGUCAUGCCAUGUGCGCCCUACAGGGGAGACUCUACGUCCUGGGAGGGGGAGAAAUAGCACCGGCGGAAUGCUACGACCCCUAUCAGGACCUGUGGUGGACUAUUCCAGGGCUAGAGGGUCUGGGAAGGGUUAGCGCAGCGGUCAUGAAAGAUUUUAUAUAUUUUUUGCCAGAAGAGUCGGUGCAAGUGGAAUAUUUUGACAUAGACACCGGCGAAAGAACGAGAACCAAGCCCAUGCCCAUCAAGCGAUUCGGAGCGGUGUGCCCUGUGUUCUUGUCCGAACAUUUUAAGCUCAAAACGCAACACUACUACGUGUUCUUAUGAUUUAUGUUGUACUUUAGUAUAUGACAAACAUAAUUCUCCUGAAAUCUUCACAAGUAUUUUGUUUUCUUCUUCACUUUCAACUAUAGUUUAUUAGUACGUAAACAUGAUGUCUAUAUAUUGUUUGAUGCUCCUUGCAUGAAUGUAAUGUAGAUGUAGGAUUUCAAAUUUGUACAGUGUUCAAUGUUUG